CUGCGGAGCCUCAGCUCCUAGCAUCCCUCCUGGCGGCUGCUUGCUAGGCAUCCUAAACCUUGGGCGGUAAAGGGCGGAGCUGGAGCCUGCGCUGUAGGGUCAAGUGGUACCCAGGAGAAUGAAGCAGGCCCUCGUGGACGAUACUGAGGAUGUGUCCCUGGACUUCGGCAAUGAAGAGGAGCUGGCUUUUAGGAAGGCCAAGAUCAGGCACCCCCUGGCCACCUUCUUCCACCUGUUCUUCCGCGUGAGCGCCAUCGUCACCUAUGUGUGCUGUGACUGGUUCAGCAGGAGCUUCGUGGGCUGCUUCGUCACUGUGCUUCUCCUUCUGUCCUUUGACUUCUGGUCUGUGAAGAAUGUAACUGGAAGACUCAUGGUGGGUCUUCGAUGGUGGAACCAGAUAGACGAAGACGGAAAAAGCCACUGGAUAUUUGAAGCCAGAAAGGUCUCUCCGAGCCACAUGGCCGCCACUGAGGCAGAGGCGCGCAUCUUUUGGCUUGGCCUCAUCAUCUGCCCAGUGAUCUGGAUCGUGUUCUUCUUCAGCACCUUGUUCUCCUUGAAGCUGAAGUGGCUGGCUCUUGUGAUCGCUGGGAUUUCCCUCCAAGCUGCCAACCUCUAUGGCUACAUCCUUUGUAAGAUGGGGGGCGAGGGUGACAUCAGUACAGUUGCGGCCAGCUUUCUGUCCCAGACGGUGUUCCAGAUGGCAUCCCCAGGUGACAUUCAGAAGCCCAGGCUUGAAGGACUGGACAUCCACCAGCAUUAGCCUUAGGUGGCCAUGGUGAGAUCUACAAGAGGCCAUGUCUGGCCUGUGCCUCAACGACAGGUUAACGAAGCUAAAACAAACACCGUCUCCUCAGGUGUCCUAACUGGAUGAGCAGAGACCUCACAGUCCGGUCUUGGAGGUGAGGUUUGACUGGGACACACUGGUCAUUCAGUUUCACAACACCACUUCGUAGCCAUGGAACCAGAGAGCAUGGGUCCAUCGGCCCCAUACAGACAAAGUCUGCUGGUCCUUGAUCUUAUCUGCAUGCUUGGAAAACAGCCUCAGUAAACGUUCAAGUUGAGCAAUAUUUUUGCCAACCCCACCUCCAUCAGAUACACCUAUCUCACACCCUGCCCCCCAAGAAGGCUAACUCACCACUGGAGACCAGCCGGAGCCACUCUGGUGAACCUGUGGGGACAUGGCAGUCAUUCUUAUCACUGUGCACUCUGGUCACAUCAUCACUGACAAAGUGUCCAAAGAGGAUGGUUUCACACAGUGCGAUUCACCAUCCUGUACUGCA
Molecule: messenger RNA, 1280 nt
Organism: Peromyscus eremicus (cactus mouse)
Lineage: Eukaryota; Metazoa; Chordata; Mammalia; Rodentia; Cricetidae
Gene: Tvp23a
Product: trans-golgi network vesicle protein 23 homolog A
Exons: 8
Coding region: 119-760 (213 amino acids)
Biological process (GO): vesicle-mediated transport; protein secretion
Cellular component (GO): Golgi membrane
Source: RefSeq, a predicted model, not a curated record